Messenger RNA from Rhinocladiella mackenziei CBS 650.93, 1821 nucleotides. RefSeq lists its product as uncharacterized. Bases 1 to 1821 code for a protein of 606 amino acids. NCBI's taxonomy places the organism in Eukaryota, Fungi, Ascomycota, Eurotiomycetes, Chaetothyriales, Herpotrichiellaceae. Gene Ontology annotation, molecular function: siderophore-iron transmembrane transporter activity. The record is from RefSeq and is a predicted model, not a curated record. The transcript is spliced from 4 exons. Gene Ontology annotation, biological process: siderophore transmembrane transport.
AUGUCAGUCUUUGCGAAUAUGACUGGAAUUUAUUCGUCACAAAGGCCAGCCGCCAGGACCAACGACAUGGCGGGCCAUACUGAUAAGAACCUGCCAGAGGUUACUGUCAAGCAUGCCCAUGGCAACCUCUGGACGACAAAAGGUGCCAUCAUCGCAUACAUUAUCCUUGUGGUCACGACAUUCGUAAUCAAUCUCGAUAUCUCCACCACCAGAAUAUAUAUUCCAUUCGCGACGAGCGACUUCCAAGCUCACUCACUUCUUACCACCGCCAAUGUCAUAGCCAAAAUAGCCGACAUAGCGGCUUAUCCUGUCGUUGCCAAGCUGUCUGACAUUUUUGGUCGUGCGGAGGGUGUGGCCAUCUCAAUCCUGUUCCAAGUCCUAGGCAAUGUCCUUCGAGCAGCAUCGGAGAACAUCCACACGUAUGCCGCGGCGGCCAUCUUCUACUCGGCGGGUCUCUCGGGCUAUUCCAUUGUGCAGCAGAUUUUCAUCGCGGACACGACCAAGCUGAUCAACCGCGGAUUCUGGGGCUCGCUCGUCGAGGCCAUCACAGUGAUCCCCGUGCUCUACAUCGGAACAACCAUCGGAGAGCAAAUGAUCCUUCAUUCCACAUGGCGGUGGGGAUAUGGCAUGUGGACCAUCAUUGUACCCGUCGCGGCCAUUCCACUUAUCGUCAUCAUUUACAUUCACCAGAGGCGAGGGAUGCGGGCCAUGCCACCUGCGCCCAAGGUAUCCCAUGACGUUCCGCUGGCUAAAAGGGUGAUCAGGUCUAUACUGAUCGAUUUUGAUCUUCCGGGUGGGAUCCUGCUGGUGGCUGGGCUUGCAUUGUUGCUCAUUCCCUUGACGCUGACGGGGACUUCCGAAACGCAGCGCUGGGACGAUGGAUCAACAAUUGCCAUGCUCGUAAUUGGUAUUCUGCUGUUAAUUGCCUUCUGUGUCUGGGAUGCAAAGUUCGCCAAACAUCCGUUCAUGCCUUACGCCACUUUUACUGAAAGGACCAUUAUCGGAGCCUACGCGCUCUCGCUUCUUGACUGGCUUGGUCUUUCUAUACUACAGACAUUCCUGACUAGCUGGGCCAUGGUUGCCGGUGGUAUGAGCCCUUCGCAAGCUGGGCGUCUAGAGCAAGUUAAUACAACUCGUGUCACGUUUCAAGUCGGAUCUGUCUUCGUCGGACUUCUCAUGCGCUACGCCAAACGAUCGCAGCCUUUUGUACUAGCAGGAGUGCCAAUCUCAUUACUGGGUCAAGGCAUCUUUAUCCAUCUGGUCAAAACCAGCAGUCCGAGCUCUGCGAAGCAGGCCGCGUUUGUGACAUCUCGCGUUCUGUACGGAAUUGGGAAAGGAUUGUUUUCGACUGCGGCGCAGAUUUCGUGCCAGGCACUUGUGGGACCGAAGCAGGUUGCGGUAGUGACUGGCGUAUUCUUCGCCAUGCAGAGUAUUGGCGGAGUUAUUGGCAUCGCCAUCUCUGGUGUUAUAUGGAACAAAUACCUUCCACGGAAGCUUGAAGCCUAUCUUCCACUGAGCGCUCAAUCACAAAUUCCGGCAAUCUUCAAAUCGUUCAAAACGGCCAUGGAGUAUCCAGAGGGUGAGCCGAUUCGUGAGGCCAUCAAUCGGAGCUAUCGCGAAACCGAGUGGAUUCUCUCCAUAACAGGGACUGCUAUUACGGCAUUGAUGAUUAUCAUCAUGUUUUUCCUGAAGAAUGUAAAUCUUGAGGAGGCGGAUGCGCAGAGGCUGAAAGAGCUUGAGGCGGAGUCUCCCAAUCCACGAUCCGACUCUGUAAGCGGCGAACAGAUUCGUUCUAUUUCGGUGAACGACGCAAAGCUUUAG